CAUUCAAUGUAUAUUCAGUUCUCAGUGAACAUUCGUGCAAAUCUUACAUCCUCAAGCUCGCCGAUAUCUCCAAAAGAAACAUGAAGACCAUCAUCGUCGUCUUUGCCUUAUGCCUCGUCGGUGCCUUGGCACUCACGGACGAACAAAAGACUAAAUUGGCAGAAUACAGGACAGCUUGUAUCACCGAAACUGGUGUUGAUCCGCAGGCAGUUGACAACGCUAAAAAGGGUGUUUUCGCUCAAGAUGAUGAGAAAUUGGCUUGUUACGCCUCUUGUAUACUGAAAAAGAUAAAAAUCAUGAACGAGGACGGAACCAUCAAUACAGAAAUUGCCAGACAAAAAGCUCCAGCUGAUGUACCUCAAGAUCAGAUCGAUGAUGUAAUUAACAAAUGCAAAGAUACAACCGGUCCAAAUGACUGUAGGAAGGCCGCCAACUUGAUGCUGUGUUUCAUGAAGAAUAAGUCCUUCCAAGUAUUGUAAUAAACAGGGAACUGUCAAUUUUAAACGAUUCGAUCAAUAACUAGAUGUAUUUCGUAUUUAAACUGGCACAAAAUAUUUGAAGAUUUAAAU
Messenger RNA from Eufriesea mexicana, 569 nucleotides. Its product is annotated as general odorant-binding protein 56h-like. Gene Ontology annotation, molecular function: odorant binding. The transcript has 5 exons. Bases 81 to 479 code for a protein of 132 amino acids. Lineage: Eukaryota; Metazoa; Arthropoda; Insecta; Hymenoptera; Apidae. The record is from RefSeq and is a predicted model, not a curated record. Gene Ontology annotation, biological process: sensory perception of smell.